Messenger RNA from Choloepus didactylus (southern two-toed sloth), 1612 nucleotides. RefSeq names its product POP7 homolog, ribonuclease P/MRP subunit (gene POP7). The transcript has 2 exons. NCBI's taxonomy places the organism in Eukaryota, Metazoa, Chordata, Mammalia, Pilosa, Megalonychidae. Gene Ontology annotation, cellular component: ribonuclease MRP complex; nucleolar ribonuclease P complex; nucleus. Gene Ontology annotation, biological process: tRNA 5'-leader removal. Gene Ontology annotation, molecular function: nucleic acid binding. Bases 266 to 817 code for a protein of 183 amino acids. The record is from RefSeq and is a predicted model, not a curated record.
GGCGAAUGAGGUGGUGACAACGCUUUCGGGCCUCGGGUUUCUCUUUUUUUAGAAGGUGUCUUAAAUGCUGUUCUCCCCGUUUCCCAUCCCCGCCUGCAUCACCGAUGGCUGUGAGAAUCAAAACAGCUGAACGUGAAAGGCUUUGGAAAGAGAUAAACCACUGGCAGAUGUGAGACGUUAGACGGAAGCCUCCAUUGUUGAAAAGAGAGGUUUUUCAAGAAUGACUUCUCUGGGUCGCCGAAAUUUUUAAGAUGAAAAAAUUUGUAUGUGUUUUCACCAUUCCCUUUGGAAGUCAUUCCAGAAUGUAGACUUUACUUCCCUGCUUCCUAAAACGUUUGUUACCAAAACUCUGCAUUCCUCAGGACUGCUCCCAGGUAAGUCCAGGGUCCCCAGCAUGGCAGAAAACCGGGAGCCCCGCGGGGCCGUCGACGCCGAACUGGACCCAGUGGAGUACACCCUUCGGAAGCGGCUUCCCCACCGCUUGCCGCGGAGGCCCAAUGACAUCUACGUCAACAUGAAGACCGACUUCAAGGCCCAGCUGGCCCGCUGCCAGAAGCUGCUGGACGGAGGGGCGCGGGGGCAGAACGCUUGCAGCGAGAUCUACAUCCACGGCCUGGGCCUGGCCAUCAACCGCGCCAUCAACAUUGCCCUGCAGCUGCAGGCGGGCAGCUUCGGGGCCCUGCAGGUGGCCGCCAACACCUCCACGGUGGAGCUCGUCGAUGAGCUGGAACCAGAGACUGAUGCCCGGGAGCCGCUGACUCGCACCCGCAACAACUCGGCCAUCCAUAUCCGUGUCUUCAGGGUCACACCCAAGUAGUUGAAGUGAGGCUGGACCCCGGUGUCCACCCACCCCUGCCUUCCACAGCUAGGCCCAGAUGUGGCCCUCGCUGGACGGAGGGCUGUCCUGGAGCUCCGGCCAGAGCCACGUAAGAAAAGUAAGAAAAGGCCUGGCCCCCCACCAUCCAGAGGACUCUGAAUUGAGGAGGAGAGUGUUGCCUCUAGUUGGACCCAAACAGUGGGUUUUCCCGAGUCUGCAUGAUCUGAAACCAUUUUUCUCUGCAAUAAAAUAUACUAACUUGUUGAUGUCCUUCCAUGGCACUGUCACUGUCUCUCCCCUGCAUGGACCUGGAAAGGGAGAGCAGGAGACCCUCCGAUGUUUCCUGCCUUCACAGAGAGUGUAGAUCAUCCCAGAGACCAAGGCAGUACAAGACCAUCCAGUACAAGGCAGAGACCUGACAGUCCCAUCGUUUGCUUUAAAAUUUCUGGUCCUCCCAGAGGAAGGUUGGGAGGGUGAAUGUCCACUCUUGCCCACUGAAAAUGCAGCAGGGACAGUUGUAUGCCUGGUAGCUUCAGGCUGCUGCUCUGGUGGAGGGUGACCAUUUCCGGGCACAGAAAAAGUGAGGGCUUAAGGAUGAAGGAAGCACACUUGAGACCAUCGGAGCCUCCUUUGUGUCGGGCUCCAUGGUAGACAAAGUUAGGAACUAAAUGAACCGACACGGUCCUUUGUCUCGGCUGGGCAGCUGGGGGCUGGGAAGGGUCGGCCCCUUGUGGCUGGGCUGCCUUCCCCUGAAUAAUCCUGGGUGUGCAGGCAAUAAAUACGUUCUUGUUUGGA